AGUAAGGGUUAGGGGUGUUGAGGGUAAGUCAAUUACUAAUCAAUCUUCAAAACUUCAUUAGUUUAUAUUUCUUGCUAAUUUGAAAUAUUUUGUCAUAAACAUUUAUAUUCCAUGGAAACAAAGACAUUACUAUAAGCAACUUAUAUCAAUGGAACACCAGAUGAAACAUAGAUUUCCUGAUAAUUAUACUUUUAUAUCACAGGAAGCACAAAACCACUUUAGCAGCUAAAUAUUUGAAUGAAUCUAAUUGUUCUACUUUAUCUUAAAGUUUAAGCUACUGACUAAAGGAAUUUCCUUUGUAUUCACAUUGUGCAUUCUCUAGUAUAACAUACUAGCAUUCUUACUGAGUUAUCUGUAUUGUAUUUCAUAUCAAAUAACAAAAAUGUAGAGUAGGUAGGCACCUAGUAAUACGUAUUUAAUAACAAUGCGUAAAACAGACUUAGUCGAACUGUGCAGUGUCUGUGCAGCAAAUAAAAUGGAUUAGCCGAGUUUUUCCACCGCGGGUUUAUUUAAUAUUCACGACCGCUGAUCCAAUUUAAAAAGCCUUUCCGCGCACAUUUCUCGUGGAAACCUGGUAAGUGCGCGAAGCCCGGUAUUGGAUUAGUGAUGCUAGUUGUGCGUUAGUGAAGAUUCGCAGCGUGAUGCAAACGCACGGAAACUUGACCGCGAGCUACUUGUGGCAGCCGGGAGAGUUCGCCCGCCGCAUGCUCGGGGAGCGGCCCUCGCCCGUGCCUCCCACCAGGGAGCUCUGGCCGCCGCCGCAGCACCAAUUGAGCAUCAGCACUCUACAAGUCGCUUACCACCAAGACGACUCGUACUCACGACGAGCUGCCACUCUACCGCCGCAGCCCUAUGUUCCCACUACAGUACCCAUCGAACGCGAACACGGCAGACCUCGCGUGUGCACUGUCGGAACCAACACAGAUCCGCCGCAGACUCUAUUGUCCAAGCUGAGAAACUUAUUCAAAAAACAAGAUGAAGACGUUCCGAUAGGACACCCCCCGCCCGGUCGACUUACGGCAGUUCCAAGAGAAACCGCUUUGGACACGAAAGAAGAAGAGAAUAAGGCGCGUCGAGCAUUAAACGGCAUAAAGAAGGCAAUAUCAGGGGCGAAAUAUCGCAUCGCGCCAGGUACUGAAACCGUGGACAGUCCGAAGAUAGUGUACGAUGCGCCGAAGCCUGGUGACAGGAUGACGACGACGUUUGGAGCGCGCGAGCCGAGGAAGUGGUGCAGGUUGCCCUCGAAAGAGUCUUGUGAGAAGAAGUUGCGCGGCGUGGGCUCAUGGUGCGCGGAGCAGCGGCCGCGCCGCCCGCCCCGCCGGGAGCCGCACGCGCCGUGCCUGCAGAUCACGCAGGUGAUCGCGCUAAUAUGCGGGUUGUUGGUGGUGAUUCUGAUGGUGCUGGGCCUGGCCUCGGCCGACUGGCUGAUGGCGGCGGGGUGGCGGCAGGGGCUGUUCAUGCACUGCAUUGACCCUGAUGCGCCCACGCCGCUGCCUUUCGACAUCACCGCCCAGCCUGGCUGCUAUGCCGCUAGACCGGCGCCUUAUAUCAAGGCAGCGGCGGGUCUGUGCGUGGCGACGCUGGCGGCGGACGUGUGCGGAGCCCUGCUGACGGGGCUGGGGUUGCGAGCCGCCGACCACCGCACCAAGUUCCGGUACUACCGCUUCGCUGUGCUCGCCAUGGCGCUUGCACUGAUGUGCAUCUUAAUAGCGCUAGUUAUUUACCCAGUCUGCUUUGCUGCUGAAUUAAAUCUCGGCAACAGAUCAGUUUGGGAGUUCGGGUGGGCGUACGGCGUGGGGUGGGGCGCCGCCAUAUUCUUGUUCGGAGCCGUCGUACUGCUGUUGUGCGACAAGGAGAGCGAGGAGCUCUACUACAAGGAGCGGAAAUUGUCCCGGCAGGUGGUGUCCGCGGAGGCGAGCGGGCGCCCCUAGGGCCGCGGGCGCCUGCCCGACCUGGUGCCGUGAGCGCGGCCCCACUCCGCGCCCCGCACAGCGCACACUCGCCACGUGGAUCUGACGACGCACACGCGACGCGUGCGCCCCUAGCGCCCUCCCCGACUCACGCCUCGUCUAGCCGCUGUCUGAUCACAGAACCGUAACGUUUUACACAAAUAUACUAUUCGAUACGUCUUGUCAUUACAUACGAUCCAAAAAUGCAGAACUGUGAAGCUCGAAAGUUGACCAAUGGAAAGAUUCGAGGAAAGGGGUUACAUUCAACGGUCAGUUUUUAUUUUCCCCGUUUAGUUUUCUAGACGUUGAUGAGUUUUUAUGACGUUCACAAUUUUCAUUCUGUUUUUAAUUUAUAAAAUAUGUGAACGUAGUAUCCCAAUACAGGGAAACGAACUCUUAACAAAAUAUUUUCGCCUUUCCUCUUCUGAAAAUUUUUUUUUUGAAGUACGAUUUGCAUAAUAAUUGUGAUAUCUCUUCUAGAAUUAAUUAGGCUUUCAUUUGAACAACAUAUUACGAAUCCAACUUUCGGUGUUUUAUGAAAUAAUCUGUUGGAUGUUCCAUUAUUACAUGUUUGUGUCAAAAAUUGUUGCGGAAUUUUGCGGUCGAACAGCAGCUUUUGAUGUAUUUUGAAUUGUUUAAAGACAUGCAGUAGAUGUAAUGUUUUUAAACCAAUUGAGGUACAUGAGGUAGUGAGGAGGCAGUGGAGCGAGGGGCGAAGUAUCGCGGCUGUAGUAGACUGUCAAUCUACUACACUUGCACGGGUAGUGUUUAUAUCGCGUCGUAUUUUGUUAAAAGUUUUUUGUGCUUGCACUGAUCUAAAUCGUAUACCUAAAUUGUGAUUGUAUAGAAUCUCAAAAUUUUCAGCAAUUAUUCAGUGUAAGUUCAAUUACUUUUGUUUUGAUUUCAAUGUGUUUACAUUAUCUGAGUUUCCGCUUUUGUAAAUUUGCGAUUUCGAUAAAGAUUCUGCUCCUUAUAUAAAUUGAUUGUGAUAUUGUACACUCGGUAAUUCAAACAGUGUGACAAAUUAAUAUCUAGCUUUUGAUGUAAUGGGAUAAUUCCUUGGUCAAUCAGAAACCGUUUAGGGAUUGUCUUUGGGGCCAUAUUUCUUGUUUUUAUUUGUUAGUGUUUAAGUUUGAUUGUGUUAGGUCGAGUUAGUGGGCAGCGGUUCUCCGUAGCCCGGCGCGGCGCGCGGCGGACGGGACGCAUUCAGCCGUGGCCGUCUGGCUGACGAACCUCGAAUGUAAUCCGUUCCAAAGAGCGUUAGUAUUUAUUCGCUUUAAUUUAUUUGGUUGGUUAGUUGUUUUAGUUUGGUUGCAUUAUCCGUGGCGCGUGUGCGACGUGGCGUGAGAGCGCGUGUGGCGGCGGCGCGGGCCGGCUCGGGCAGGCGGCCCUCUCGACUGCUACCCAUCGCUCAAAUAUGAAUUAUAUCACUUACUAACCCGCGUUUUGUAUUACGAACUCGUAACUAGUGUUAGUGCACAACUAGUGUAGCAGUGUAAGUGACGGACGCUGCGGCGACUCGGGACUGUGUGAUAACUAACGUAAGCGUUCUUCGUCGUAUGAAAUGCAAUUACUAUGAGAUUAACGGGCUAUGACUACUGAGAUAUUUAAAGGAAUUAAACUGAUCAAAGUUACCUUUUAGUACGGUAUACUUGCUGCUGUGUAAAAUCUAUUUUAUUAAUAAUUAUAUUAUACAUGAUUAUUAUUGCCUGUGUAUACAGAUUGACGCGAUGGUGCGGAUUGUAGCACAUGUUCGUGGUGAUAAUGUCUUGAAUCUCAUUCCAGUUUGUUUAGCAAAUACGAAAGAUUUAUAAAAGCUUUUUUGGAAUUGAAAAUGAGUGGUUAUUUUAAAACAAACAUGAUAUUUUCUUAAUAUAUUUAUGUAAAAGUAAUGUUUAAACCAUUUUAUUAUCAGAUGUAAUGUAAUGAAUGAAGAUUGUUAUAAUUCAGUGUAACAGUAAUACUUGUACAUGUCAUGUAAGUGUAAUCUUAAUGUUACAUGUUUAAGAUAAUUUAAGAACAUUGUUGGUAUGGUAUCUCAUAACGAUAUUUUAGUUUAUUGACUAAGUACUAAUUUGUUAUGGAUAGGGUAGUUGCCUAGGUCUAAAUACUUCAAAAUAUGCGAAUUACGAAGUAGGUACAAGUUUAAUAGGAGUUAAUGAAAAUCGUUUUCUUCUACUUUCAUUUAAAAAAAAUAAUAGUAGUAGUGUUUACGAUUUUUGGUUAUGAUAAUUAACUAACAUUGAGUUCUGUAUUGGCGCCGGUUCUGACAGACAAAAUUAAUUUUAAUUUGCCUGUUCCACAGCUAAUUCUCUCUUUCUUGCUUUCUUAAGUAAGUAAAGGACAGCAGUAUUUUAAAACGAUCAAAUUAAAUUAAAAUUUGUUUGCCAGAAUCAGCGCCAUUCUUUUUAAUUUUGACGUUUAGUACCUAUCUCACUUGACUCAUCAUCAUAAUAUGUAUUGUCCAAACCGUAUCUGGCGCCGGCGACUCCUAAAUAUCUACUCCGGGUCGUUGUUGUGAGCUCUGAUGUGGCUAGCGAAACCGAACUUCGACUUGAAGUUCCGGUCACAUGGAGCACAAUAAAGCUGGCCUGGCGAAUUGAGUAUGCAGUUGUAGGGUUCACUUGACUUAGUUGGCAACUACCCUAUACUAAAAUUCAUUCCCUCUGUCCUUUGAAUGAACUUUUGGUUGUUAUGGCUUUAACUAUAUAUUAUAGCACUUAUUAUUUAUAUCUAUAAACCUAAUUUUGUGAUAAUUGGAAUGACCAGGCAACUAUAUGUAUAGUUAAGUGCUCUUUCAGUGCUGGAAACUUGUAGUUCUUCUAAGAAAUAUUAUGAUCCUGUCAAUUCCAUGUUUAAUAUUGCAUUUGUGGUAUAUAUUUUGUAUAUAUUUUUUUAAUUUAGUACCUUAAUAAGCUUUACUUGUUUAGGCCGCUCAUUGUUUCCUAGUCCAGCCAUAUUCAAUGCUAUUGUGUGAAAGAUUAUAAAGCUGAAAACAUGUGAAAUGAGCGAUUGUGGAUCGAGUAUGACUGUACUAGAACAAGAUAGCGGUUCGAUGACGUCACUUUUUUAUAAUAAAUUGGUUCGACACCUGCGUAAUUAAAUCACACUGCCAUGUAAGUAGAGUCAACGUGUAUUUUAUUCGUCGGAGUAAUUUUUUGAUUAUAAUAACGAUAUAAAUUAUUGUAUUUACUGUAAGUGUACAUUUUACAUAGAGAAGGUAACCCCCGUAUUAAUUAAUAGUUAUAACGAGUGACAUUUAGCUACUUAUUUUUAUGCACACGGUACUCGAGCAAUUUGUCAUGUGCUAGUCAAGAAUUGGUUGUCAUUGCCUAUUCAAAUAGUAGGAUGUCUUUUAAAAGUAUAGGUACAUAAACUGAGCCGGCUAAUUAUUUAUUGCUCAUCCCAAUAACGGGCGUGAGAUUAUGUUUGUGCCAUUAAUUGCUAAUCAAAUGUUAAAUUGUAAUCGUAAUUAGUUGCAGUAAUAGUUACAGAUAUUCAGAAAUUUAAGAGAUUAAGUUUGUGACAUCAAAUUAUCGUGCUGAAUAAGCUUGUUACAUUUCUUCCCAAUUCGUCAACUUCAGGUUCGCCGUAUUACGAACUUUUGGGUGCCAGUUAUUUAAUACAUAGCACUGAUUAUGUUUAUCAUCCCAGUAUAUACUAGAUCGCGACUUGCAAUGACUAUACUAUGGUAUAAUGUCGAGUUCGGAUUGACGUCGAAUCUGAAGACGAUUUCGAAACGGAACUAUUUAGGAAAUGAAAAACGUUAGUUCACGUAUGUACUUAUCAAAAAGCGAAUUUCUGUUCCAUUUAAUAAUUAACCUUGUGAGUUGUUUCUUGCAAUAAACAUAAGUGUCAACUUUAACAAGCCUCAAUCAAAGGAAUUGAUCCAUUAUUGCCCAUCCGAGGAACGUAUGUUAAGUUGCAAAUCAUGCAAAUGACGUAGUCUGAUAAAAUACAUUAAUUUGUGAAUUUCAAUUUAGAUAUUGCUCGAGUACAAACAAUAAAAUGUCCAUUUUCUUAGCCAAAUUAUGAGUCAUAUCAUGAGAAUGAAUAAAUUACCUAGUGAAA
Messenger RNA from Pectinophora gossypiella (pink bollworm), 6020 nucleotides. Its product is annotated as transmembrane protein 47. Gene Ontology annotation, biological process: cell-cell adhesion. NCBI's taxonomy places the organism in Eukaryota, Metazoa, Arthropoda, Insecta, Lepidoptera, Gelechiidae. Bases 642 to 1931 code for a protein of 429 amino acids. The transcript has 6 exons. The record is from RefSeq and is a predicted model, not a curated record. Gene Ontology annotation, cellular component: membrane; cell-cell junction.